CGCGUAUCGCCUCCGGUCUCCGACGCGGGGGAUGAAACGACCUCUUAUUCUCUGCCUCCACCAUGAGUAACCUCGAGAAGACUUUGUUUCAGCUCAAGUUCACCGCGAAGUCGUUGAACAGACAGGCGAAGAAGGCGCAGAAAGAUGAGGGCACAGAGAAGGCGAAGCUGAAGAAGGCGCUGCAACAGGGGAACAACGAUGGCGCGCGGAUAUACGCAGCGAACGCGAUCCGGAAGAAGACCGAGUCCCUCAAUCUGCUCAGACUGGCGAGCAGAGUGGAUGCCGUCGCGAGCAGGGUGGAGACCGCUGUCACCAUGCGCCAGGUUUCCGGCAACAUGGCGUCCGUAGUGAAAGGCAUGGACAAGGCGAUGGAGAGCAUGAACUUGGAGCGGAUAUCCAUGGUCAUGGAAAAGUUCGAGUCCCAAUUCUCCGACUUGGACGUCCAGACCUCAUACAUGGAGGAGACCAUGUCCAACACGACUGCGGUGUCCACGCCGCAGGACGAAGUUGAUGCCUUAAUGAAGCAAACCGCGGAAGAGGCCAACAUUGAGCUCCAGCACGACCUCGCCUCAAGGGAGGCCCCCGUGGUCGAGGUGCCCAAGGAGAAGGUCGGUGAGGAAGACGACAUGCUCGCGGCUCGGCUGCGAGCCUUGCGACCUGCAACGUAGCGGCAUGCAUUAGACUUUGCAGCUUGCUAUUACAACUCAUCUCCCUCGGACGGUCGUCGUUACUCUUGUCAACACCCCCCACACUGCAGUUUGAAUACCUUGUUCUCAUAUUGUACGAUCUCGAUCUGUAUCAUUUUGUCGGAAUGUUCCCGAGGCAACUUAGGCACCCCUUGCACAUG
Molecule: messenger RNA, 847 nt
Organism: Dichomitus squalens LYAD-421 SS1
Lineage: Eukaryota; Fungi; Basidiomycota; Agaricomycetes; Polyporales; Polyporaceae
Product: vacuolar assembly protein DID2
Exons: 5
Coding region: 63-668 (201 amino acids)
Biological process (GO): protein transport; late endosome to vacuole transport; endosome transport via multivesicular body sorting pathway
Cellular component (GO): ESCRT III complex; multivesicular body
Source: RefSeq, a predicted model, not a curated record